Messenger RNA from Cavia porcellus (domestic guinea pig), 10129 nucleotides. RefSeq names its product protocadherin 19 (gene Pcdh19). Gene Ontology annotation, biological process: homophilic cell-cell adhesion. The record is from RefSeq and is a predicted model, not a curated record. Gene Ontology annotation, molecular function: calcium ion binding. Lineage: Eukaryota; Metazoa; Chordata; Mammalia; Rodentia; Caviidae. Gene Ontology annotation, cellular component: plasma membrane. The transcript has 5 exons. The coding region runs from base 1740 to 5045 and encodes 1101 amino acids.
CUCUCCAGACUCCACAGCCAGUAGUUUGCGGCAUCCGGAGGAGCAGCAGCAUCAGCAGCAGUGGCGGUUGGUGCAGUGGGGAGACCGAAGAGCUAGCGCAGACGGCAGCACAGCUCUCGCUCACCAUGCCUGGCUUGCCUGAGGGGCUCUAGCAAUCGCGUCCCUAACCCAGCGCAGACCUUUGGUUCGUUGUCUCCGCAGCAUUCCAGCUAAACCGCUUCGUCCGAGAUUCGAAACCUCCCACCCAAAACCCAUCUCUUCCUACUCGCUCAUACUCCACACUCACACUGCUCACACCGCACUUUCACUCUUCCUCUCUCAGACGUUCGCGCACAGCGCGACACGGAGAGCAGCACAGACCUUCCCAGCGCUCAAACGCCAGGCAAGGGAGGGAGCCCGAGCCAGCGCGGCCAGCACCUCUCCGGAAGGAUGGAAUCAAGACGCUCCCGCAAGUAAACUUUGACGGCGACAGAACCGUCGACUGUGGCAGCUGCUGAGGCGGACCCCAACGACCAGCGACUGAGCUAGGAGAGCUUCCUACGGUGGCGGCGGCAGCGGUGGCGGCCCUUGGAGCUACACCCCAGUUCAAAAGAGGGAGGUGGAGAAGCCCUGGGUAAUCGCAGCUGUAGCCCCGCCUCUCCUGGCCGGUACUGUUGUCCCUACCCUUUCUCUUCUCCCCAUCCCCUUUUCCCUUGCCCAGCUGGGCCGUUGAAAAGAUUCGGACUUUUGAUUUUUCCUGAACAAAUUGCCAUUUCCCGGUUUUCAGAAACUUAACGUGGCUCUGGGCUGUGCUGAUAACUUUAAUUUUGGAGACGAAAACGCCCACAACCCACCACGCGCUGUGUGUGUGUGUGUGUGUGUGUGUGUGUGUGUGUGUGUGUGUGUGUGUGGUGUGCGUGGGAGAAUUCGUGAGCACCUCGGACCCUGGACAGACUCGCCCCACAGCCCUCCGACGCCAACCUCAGGACGAGGAAGCGAGAUCUUGCGGCGGUAGCCUCUCUCCCCUCCCCCUUCUUCUGCCGGCCCCGGGACUGCCAACCAGCUCAGGCAGAUCCCAGAGCUCCCAAGGCGCUUGCCAGCAACUUAGACUCCUGCCUGCUAUAACCUCUUUCCUCAAUAGGCCUAGAACAAGCCAGUGUGGCCCUCUCGGAUCCCGCAGAGUGCGGUCCAGGCGGGUCAUCUCUCCGCAGUGAGCCGGGAGUGCUUUGGGGGGAGGUCCUUGCGCAUGCCAGGUGCACAGACAACGCACUCGCCAGUCCCGUUGCGGGCGCUCUGCAGUGGGUCGACCAGUGCCUGAAAGGCUUCGCCCCUACUGUCCUCCGUGUCUUCUCUCUUAGUGCUGUCCUGACUCAGCCGCUUGUCGUCUCCGCAGCGCAGACGCCGCCUGAUCUGCAGCCCUGCGCUGCUGCGGGCAGUCGCGCCUGGCUAACUUUGAAGGGGGAAAACUGAGUAGCCGGGCUGGAGGGAAGGGGCUCGGGGCCGCGCGGCGCUCCCUCGGCCCCUUGGAGUCCCCGAGCCCCCAGCGAGCCCCCUACAAGCCCACCAAAAUCUCAGCCUUGGAGCCGGCGCGGGUAUAUCACCCGCGCCGCCGGGCCGCCCUGGGCGGGACUCUUCCCUCGGCCUCCGGGGCUAAGGGGCGCGCGCAACAGGCGGCCCGAGACGGCAGGAAGCUGGAGCGCCGGCGGCGUCGGUCUCGGAGGGGUGUGGAGAGGCGAGGCCAGGCAGAGCCUCGCGCAGCCAUGGAGUCUCUCCUGCUGCCUGUGCUGCUGCUGUUGGCGGUACUGUGGACGCAAGCUGCCGCCCUCAUUAACCUAAAGUAUUCAGUAGAAGAGGAACAGCGCGCCGGGACAGUCAUAGCUAAUGUAGCAAAGGACGCGCGGGAGGCGGGCUUCGCGCUGGACCCCCGGCAGGCCUCUGCCUUCAGAGUGGUGUCCAAUUCGGCUCCACAUCUGGUGGACAUCAAUCCCAGCUCCGGGCUGCUGGUCACCAAGCAGAAGAUCGACAGAGACUUGCUGUGCCGCCAGAGUCCAAAGUGCAUCAUCUCUCUGGAGGUCAUGUCCAGUUCAAUGGAGAUCUGUGUGAUUAAGGUAGAGAUCAAGGAUCUGAAUGACAAUGCACCUAGUUUUCCGGCAGCACAGAUUGAGCUAGAGAUCUCAGAAGCGGCCAGCCCUGGCACUCGUAUCCCACUGGACAGCGCUUAUGAUCCGGACUCUGGAAGCUUUGGAGUGCAGACAUAUGAGCUCACGCCCAACGAGCUGUUUGGUCUAGAGAUCAAGACACGGGGCGACGGGUCUCGCUUUGCUGAACUAGUGGUGGAGAAAAGCCUGGACCGCGAGACACAGUCACAUUAUAGUUUUCGUAUCACUGCUCUUGAUGGCGGUGACCCACCGCAUCUGGGCACCGUUGGCCUCAGCAUUAAGGUGACUGACUCCAAUGACAACAACCCUGUGUUUGGUGAGUCCACGUAUGUGGUGAGUGUGCCUGAGAACUCGCCUCCCAAUACACCAGUCAUCCGCCUCAAUGCUAGUGACCCAGACGAGGGCACUAAUGGCCAGGUUGUUUAUUCUUUCUAUGGCUAUGUCAACGACAGAACGCGUGAACUCUUUCAGAUUGACCCACACAGUGGCCUGGUUACUGUCACUGGUGCCUUAGACUAUGAAGAGGGUCGAGUGUAUGAACUGGACGUACAGGCCAAGGACCUGGGGCCCAACUCUAUACCAGCACACUGCAAGGUCACGGUCAACGUGCUAGACACCAAUGACAACCCACCGAUUAUCAACCUGCUGUCUGUCAAUAGUGAGCUUGUGGAGGUGAGUGAGAGCGCCCCCGCGGGCUACGUUAUUGCUUUGGUUCGUGUGUCUGAUCGCGACUCAGGUCUCAAUGGACGUGUGCAGUGCCGUUUGCUGGGCAAUGUACCCUUUAGGCUGCAAGAGUAUGAAAGUUUUUCUACUAUCCUGGUGGAUGGACGGCUGGAUAGAGAACAGCAUGACCAGUACAACCUUACCAUUCAGGCACGCGAUGGUGGGGUGCCCAUGCUGCAAAGUGCCAAGUCCUUUACUGUGCGCAUCACUGAUGAGAAUGACAACCACCCUCACUUUUCUAAGCCCUACUACCAGGUCAUUGUGCAGGAGAACAAUACUCCUGGCGCGUACUUGCUCUCUGUAUCAGCCCGUGACCCGGACCUUGGUCUCAAUGGCAGUGUCUCCUACCAGAUAGUGCCAUCUCAGGUUCGGGACAUGCCUGUUUUUACAUAUGUCUCCAUCAAUCCCAACGCUGGCGAUAUCUAUGCACUUCGGUCUUUCAACCACGAACAGACAAAGGCAUUUGAAUUCAAGGUGCUGGCCAAGGAUGGCGGCCUUCCUUCCCUGCAAAGUAAUGCCACAGUGCGGGUUAUUAUCCUGGACGUCAAUGACAAUACGCCGGUCAUCACCGCCCCACCUCUGAUAAAUGGCACUGCCGAGGUCUACAUCCCCCGAAACUCAGGCAUAGGCUACCUGGUGACGGUUGUCAAGGCAGACGACUAUGAUGAGGGAGAGAAUGGCAGAGUAACCUAUGACUUAACUGAGGGGGACCGUGGCUUUUUUGAAAUAGACCAGGUCAAUGGGGAAAUCAGAACCACACGAACCUUUGGAGAAAGUUCCAAGGCUUCCUAUGAGCUUAUUGUGGUGGCCCACGACCAUGGCAAAAUGUCUCUUUCUGCCUCAGCACUGAUCCUAAUCUACCUGUCCCCAGCUCUUGAUGCCCAAGAAUCAAUGGGCUCAGUGAACCUAUCUCUGAUUUUCAUUAUCGCCCUGGGCUCCAUUGCCGGCAUACUCUUUAUUACUAUGAUCUUCGUGGCAAUCAAAUGCAAGCGAGACAACAAAGAGAUUCGAACCUACAACUGCAGAAUCGCUGAGUACUCCUAUGGGCAUCAAAAGAAAUCAAGUAAGAAGAAAAAAAUCAGUAAGAAUGACAUCCGCCUGGUGCCCCGAGAUGUAGAAGAGACAGACAAAAUGAAUGUUGUCAGUUGCUCCUCCCUGACCUCUUCCCUCAACUACUUCGACUAUCACCAGCAGACUCUGCCUCUGGGCUGCCGCCGCUCUGAGAGCACUUUCCUGAAUGUGGAGAACCAGAAUACCCGAAAUACCAGUGCAAACCACAUCUACCAUCACUCUUUCAACAGCCAGGGCCCCCAGCAGCCAGAUCUAAUCAUCAAUGGUGUGCCUCUGCCUGAGACUGAAAAUUAUUCUUUCGACACCAACUACGUAAACAGCCGAGCUCAUUUAAUCAAAAGCAGCUCUACCUUCAAAGAUCUAGAAGGAAACAGCCUGAAAGAUAGCGGACAUGAGGAGAGUGACCAGACUGACAGUGAACAUGACGUUCAGAGGAGCCUGUAUUGUGAUACUGCUGUCAACGAUGUGCUAAAUACCAGUGUAACCUCCAUGGGAUCUCAGAUGCCUGAUCAUGAUCAGAAUGAAGGAUUUCAUUGCAGGGAAGAAUGCCGGAUUCUUGGUCACUCUGACAGGUGCUGGAUGCCCCGGAACCCCAUGCCCACCCGCUCCAAGUCCCCUGAGCAUGUGAGGAACAUCAUUGCGCUGUCCAUUGAAGCUACUGCUGCUGAUGUUGAAGCUUAUGAUGACUGUGGCCCCACCAAACGUACUUUUGCAACCUUUGGGAAAGAUGUCAAUGAUCAGCCGGCUGAGGAGAGGCCCACCUUAAAAAGCAAGAGGACUGUUGAUGUGACCAUCUGCAGUCCCAAGGUCAACAGUGCUAUCCGGGAGGCAGGCAAUGGUUGUGAGGCUAUUAGCCCAGUCACCUCUCCUCUCCAUCUCAAGAGUCCUCUGCCCACCAAGCCUUCUGUGUCUUACAUGGUUGCUCUAGCUCCUCCAACCCGUGAUAUGGAGCAGUACAUCAGUAAUGUCAACAAUGGCCCUUCUCGUCCUUCUGAAGCUGAGCCCCGUGGAGCUGACAGGGAAAAAGUUAUUCAUGAGGUCAGCACUAUUCUGAAGGAGGGUCGUGACAAAGAGUCCCCCAGUGUGAAGCGUCUGAAGGAUAUUGUUCUUUAAAUCGAUCUUGGGAAAGAAGAGAAAGAAACCAUGCUGGCUAGCAAAAAUGCAGAAGCUGCUCAUUUUAAUUACUUACCAACGUUGGUUCUUGAGUGGCUGUAUUUCAGAGCUUUCCCUAAGUGUGUUGUUUAUAAAUGACUAUUAUCCUGCAACAGUCCCUCUCGUUUCAACAGGCAGCAGGGGUGUUCAGUUGGAGCAAAUUAGCUUUGAUUUGAGUUGUUCAUGGGGCCUUGAUGUUGGGGAAACAGAGAUAAAUUCAGUUGUGAAAAGUAUUAUGUAUUAAGUGUUUGAAUUUAUAUAUUUUUCUAUGUCAAAUUUAUAAAUUAUCAUUGUUUGUGGAUGAUUACAUUUAAAAAGGCAAAAAUCAAACAAAAAAAGCUCUGGACACAUUUAAUAAGCUCGCUACUGUUUUUGUAGUGUAGACAAGUUAAUGGUCAUAUAUUGUGUACUAUUCAUUGAUUCAGUGAUGUAAAAUCGAGCCCCCAACAGGUUGUUUCUGACGCUCAAGUAGUUUCCAUUGCCGCUAUUUUGCUGUGGACACCCCUGCUUUAAGAACCCUUUUGCUAGCUGUGCUAUUGUUGUUUUUGAUAUUGCAAAUUGCUAUGUGUGUGGUGAUGGCAAAAGGCUUUUAAGGAUUGGUGUUUUUCUUUUCUUUAAAAACAAAGUACAGACAAACACAAAGUGCAAAAAACUGAGACAGCAAUUGAGUAAGCAACACCACACCUAGUUGAGUACUUAGAUGAUAUUCAGGUUUAUCAAACCAUGUAGUGAUUGCUUAUCAUCUUGGAAAGUAUUUUUCCUGCCUUUCAGUCUUCUGCCUGGUUCUGUGAUAGAUAGUUUCAGAAAGUCAUUUUUGGAUAUGCUGCUAUCUAAUUGGCAGUUGUCAGAAAUACUGUGCUGAAAGUUUUAUGAGAUCCAUUUUUCUUUAUCUCAAUCCCUGAAUAGGAAAGUUGUUCUUGAAGUUAUCAGGUUUCAAGCUUAGAAAUUCCCUUUCUCCAAACAUCUAAAACCUAAAAUGACUGAUUCUAUUUUGAGAUCUAAAUUAGCGUCUUUUUGUCACAUAUUUCCUGAUUCAGUGUUUCUCAAUUAUGAUUGGAAUUAGACUGUAAAAUACUUCAUGGACUGGAAUUGAGAACUCCAAAUUGCUCUGUAUCUUAGGCUUAAAAAUAAGGAUAGAGUAAGUAGUACCCACUGUAUAUUUAACAAAAGACAGAUAAGAGGUAAUAGCAUCACUAAUCCACUUACUGUGCCUUCUAAAUGGAGACACUCAGACACUUGAAUUUGUCUUUUUAUGACUAAUAUUUUUGAUUAAAAUGUGAACGAGAAACUAUUAAAACAAAAAUCCUUUAGAUUUAGGUAAUUCUUAUAAAAUGUGUGUGUACCUUUUUUAAAUUAAUAAAUUGAACAUUCUUUUUGUUGUUGUUUUAACACUUUUCUAACUCCUAAUUUAUCAUUUUUUCUGUUAAUAUUCACUGGCCAACAUAGUAUUCUUGCAGCUUAAGGGUUGAUUAUUUAAUAAUAAAAAAAUAUGUCAUAUGUGCUCUACCUUUGCCUUAAAUGAGUUUCUAGAGAAACAUGUUUUGAGCUUUUCUUCAUAAUCAUUUCAUGUUUUGAAAUUCAAGGUUGCCAGAAAGAAGGUCUGGAGGUUAGAGCACUAAACUACAGAAGAAUUUGUUUUCUUAAGUUUAUGUAGAUAAUGUCAGCUGUUGUCAAUGUUUUAGUUAUUUUUGCUUGAGUUCCUAGCUUUAUCUAUAUACUAGGAAUAUUUUCUUUUAUGGAAGGGGAAAGGGCAUUGAGGGAGGGAGGGUGGUAAGACAGUUGGGUGGGGUUAGUAAGAAAGAACAUUUCUGAAAAAAAGAACCUGUGAUGAAGCUACAAAUCCACUUUUACUUCUUAUUCAGUGCUGAAUACUACCUCAUACAAAAUAUUGGUAUGGCUGCAAAUUUCCCUCUGAAACUGACACAAUUAGAAAUGCACUUCCAUAACAGCUUUAUUUUGCAUCAUUUUAUUCUCAUACUUUUUUCUACACUUCUGAUUUAUUUCAUUUUGGUAGUAGAUUCUACGAUAGGUAUGUAUUUCCCUUUACAAAUGACUAUUUGGUUAACCCAAUAAUGACAAACAACAAAAAAUCUCCUUUAAGUUAUGAUAGCUGCCAAUAGAAUUUAGAUUGUUUACCCAUUAUCCAUCCUGUUAUUAUGUCAUUAGUACCAUCCCAAGGUCACUUUGAAGUUACAUUAGACAGUUUUCUACAGGCAUAUUUCAUUCUAUGCUCAGUAGGAAUGAGGGAGCUGGAAAGAUUGUGGAAAGUAGAUACAUUAAAUGCUAUGUGGCUGUUGAGCCAGAAGAGCCACUGGCUGCCAUGUCUCUUACCAGCCAAGUUUAAAAUAAAGUAGCAACGGCAUUAAUUUUGCUUUUUGACUGCGUUUUCUUCAGUUUUCCCCCCAAAUUGAGUUGCAGGUUGUAGAUUCAUCUUUUUUUCCCUUCGCCAAAUACUUUGCUCUCAUUGAGCAGUCAAAGAUUUUUGAUUGUUUGUUUGUUUUUGCUUCCAAAACUUUACUGAUCAUGUUCAGUGAUUUUCUCCCAUUAAAAACAUCUUAUUUUCCUCUACAAUUGUCUGAUAUAUGCAUCCUUCCAGAAGCACAAGUGAAUUCUAGAAAGGCUUUACAAGCUGAUCUUAAAAACAGGCAGUACUUGCAAAUCAGAACUUUCUGCAAGGAUCCUAAAUCUUCUUUUGGCUCAUGUUUUUACUUUUCUUUUAAGCAUGCCUAGUGAAAAGCCACAAGGGCCAAAGGGCCAAACAUUAUUUAUUUUCCUCCUUCUAACAUGUAACACAUUUAAACAACAGGGAACAAGUUUAAUUUCUAAAUCCUUUUAUUCUAAUGUUUCAUAGUUUUGAAGCAUGACAUACUUUGCUAUCAAUUGUUUUCAGCAAUUCUGUGGGGCAGAUAAACUUUUCCAUGCAAUAUUAGGAGUUUAGUUUGCAUUGGUGGAUUGCUUUCCCCACUGUGGAAAUAUAUGAUACAACAAAAAAAAGAAUCAAAUUAUCUUUUGCAUAUAAUAGUUUAUGAACUGGUUCACAAUGACAACAUCCUCUGACCUCUUAAAUCUGUUAGACUAAAUUGUGGUCCAUCUUAUUACUGACAUAGGUAAUGAGCUAAGGGAUCCUGCAGAUCCUGCAGAGCAGUGGUUCUCAAAAUGCAGUCCCUGGAGCACAAACAAGAAAAUCACUUGGGAACUUCUUAGAAAUACUAAUUCUCUGCAUCAAAACCUGCGGAUGGAGUCCACCAAUCCAGUAAAAUCAGAUAUCAGCAAAAUUUUGGGGCUUAUUAAAACUCAAUUUGGUAGACUCUUUCCUUAGAGUUUCUGAUUCAAAUGGUCUGGCCUGAUUCUGUGCAUAUCUAAAGUUUCCCAAGUGAUUCUGAUAGGACCACACUUUGAGUAUCACUACUCCAGAAUUAACCUGCCUAAUAGAACUAGUGGUACCCAAGUUGUCCAUUUAAACAAAUUCUCUCACAUGGUGACUCACUGAUCAUUAAUGAAAAAUAUUAUAUAAAACACAACCCUCUGAAAUCUGGAACCACCCAGACUAUAUCUUCCCAAUAAGUUUCACUUCAGCAUGUGAUUAACUGAUUGAGGGGAAUUUGGUUGACCUUUUUCUGUGCCCUUUCAUAUGAAAAUCAAACAAAAAAUGUUGUUUACUUGAAGCAGCAAAGACAAAGGACAGUUUGGGGAAAGGCAGGGAUAAAAAGGAUAGCUCAUUUGAGUAUCCAAAGUAAAAACAACAACAAAAAUGAUUAUUAUUGUAUAUAGUAGUUCUGGCUAACAUUCCACUUCAUGGGGAUCAUUUUGGUGUUGAAUGCUCCCCACGGCAUCCUAACAAGUCUGGUCCACUUGGCUCUUUACCCAGGGUAAUAAGACUCUUAUGGACUUUGAAAAUCUGGCAUAAAUGAGCUCUUAAGUCCAUUGUAUACAGUUCUAGUGUUUGCCUUCUUGGUAAAAUUACAUUUAAGAAUGUCAUUUCAUGAGUCAAAUUGUAUCUGCUGACACUGAAGUGUAUUGAGAUAUUGUUCUUUAGUUUAAGUAUGUAACAAAGUAAUAUUCAAAGGGGAUGUGUGGGGGUGGGGCUGGGACCGGGUGGCUUUAUAUUGAUAAUGAAAUAUUCCAGAGCAAAACACAUUGUCCUAAUGAAGUUGUUGCAGCUCUCUUUGUUUUCUCGUGAGGCUGGAAUUGGCCUGUGGGUCACUUGUUGUGCAAAAGUGAAUUAAUUUCAAAUAACAAUCAUGUUGCUUUCAUAAAACAAAGAAAAUAAACCACCUUGUCUGAGAUAUACAUUGCAAGAGGCUCUUGGUAAAGAACAACCCACAAACACCCGAUCUUGAUUGGAAAGCAUUCUAGGUCAUUAGGGAAAACAGAUGAUGCUGACUGUUGCUUCAGCUGUGUUGGCAAUUAAAGAUGACCUUGUUACUAACUGCAAGUUGCUAUGACCUUUAGUAAACAAACCAGCCAACAACAUUACAGCACUGGUUAGGUAGACUUUCACUUGCACUGGCUGGCGUUCAGCUGAGGAAGGCUAGGAUACUGACUUUAAUGACCAAGAGCCAGACUAGCUUAAGCUAGAAAUUCAGCAACAAAUACCUCUUGUGCCGUCUGAAUGCUAAGGUAUUAGUUGCAAAAGGCUUACUAUACCUUCACUUUUCUAGUGAGGGGAAUGAGUCUGAUGAUACUAUUAUUGUUUACCUGUCAAACCAGGGUGGAAAUUUAGAUGGAUACAAGUACAGUAUGUUUCAUUGAACAGUUUCUGUUGCUGAUUAUAUGAAGAUGAAAUUGUUGUAUAUGCUGAUCUGUAUUUUAUGUACAUUUUCACAGUGAUUGAAUCAUUGUAAAAAAAGACAAAAAAGAAUCACAGCUCUAUUUUAUGAAGAUGAUAAAGCAGCUUUAUUAAAUUAUUACAGUUAUGUUUUAAAUGGUAUUAUCUGCCACAUUGUUACUUUUUAUCUGGUGGUUCUCUGUUUCCCCCUUAAAUGUGUUUUCUCUGCUUCAAAAUUUAAUGCAUUUUAAUAUUAAAUGAUAUUAUGGAAAAAUUA